Molecule: messenger RNA, 1629 nt
Organism: Morone saxatilis (striped sea-bass)
Lineage: Eukaryota; Metazoa; Chordata; Actinopteri; Moronidae
Gene: csnk1a1
Product: casein kinase 1, alpha 1
Biological process (GO): peptidyl-serine phosphorylation; signal transduction; negative regulation of canonical Wnt signaling pathway
Cellular component (GO): nucleus; cytoplasm
Molecular function (GO): protein serine/threonine kinase activity; ATP binding
Source: RefSeq, a predicted model, not a curated record
GUGGUAUGGCCAAGAGAAGGACUACAAUGUCCUAGUCAUGGAUCUGCUUGGACCCAGUCUGGAGGACCUGUUUAACUUCUGCUCUCGCCGUUUCACCAUGAAAACGGUCCUCAUGCUGGCAGACCAGAUGAUCAGCAGAAUUGAAUAUGUACACACAAAGAACUUCAUCCACAGAGAUAUCAAACCAGACAACUUUCUUAUGGGCAUCGGCCGUCACUGUAACAAGUGUUUAGACUCGUCAGUGGGGAAGAGGAAAAGAAGCUUGGCUGUUAGCUCUUCUCAGGACCCAUCUUUCUCAGGAUUAAACCAGUUGUUCCUUAUUGACUUUGGUUUGGCGAAGAAGUAUCGAGACAACCGAACACGACAGCAUAUCCCCUACAGAGAAGACAAGAACCUGACUGGCACAGCACGUUAUGCCUCCAUCAAUGCACACCUGGGCAUUGAACAGAGUCGCCGUGAUGACAUGGAGUCACUAGGCUACGUGCUGAUGUACUUCAACAGAACCAGUCUGCCAUGGCAGGGAUUAAAGGCUGCCACAAAGAAGCAGAAGUACGAGAAGAUCUCGGAGAAGAAGAUGUCCACCCCUGUUGAGGUCCUCUGUAAGGGUUUCCCAGCAGAGUUUGCCAUGUAUCUGAACUACUGCCGUGGCUUGCGCUUUGAGGAGGCUCCAGACUACAUGUACCUGCGCCAACUGUUCCGCAUCCUCUUCAGGACUCUGAACCACCAGUAUGACUACACAUUUGACUGGACCAUGCUGAAACAAAAAGCAGCCCAGCAGGGGGCCUCCUCCGGGGGGCAGGGCCAGCAGGCACAAACCCCCACAGGCAAGCAAACUGACAAACCCAAGCCUAACAUGAAAGGUUUCUGAGUGGUCUCUGCCUAGAGCAGAGCUGCAGAAGCGUUGGUGACCAGGACCAACAAGUCUCUCUUCCUGGACAAGCGACAUACAGAAAGUCUGUGUCUCUCCUUCCAUAAUAACUAUCUAUGUAAUGGAAAUGUAUAGAUUUACACACUGUGCUGUGUUAUCUAUAUAUUCAUAUGUAUAUAUAAUAAAACUCUGCACUCCGAAAGAAAAGAAUGAAAAAGCAGGUUUUUUGGAUGUGGAGGCUGUAGCCCCCUGCCCCCACCCCAGACACAAAUACCACCCUCCCCCCAUCCAUCCCUGUCUCUGUCCUCCUUUCAAUGUUGACUUUUUGUAAGGUUUCUUUGGAAACUGAAGUUAAGAAAAUAGUCAGCUGACCCUCUGUUUUUCUCUCCCAGUGGAAACAUCUCAAACCACCCCCACCCCCACUCCUUCAUUAUUUCACUCCCUCCUUUUACCAAGAAAAUGUUGAAACAUGUAAACCUGAAAACUGUUUUCCCUUUUUGUUUUUGAAAUAAUUGAAUGAUGCAACCCUGGAUGUUAUUUACUAAAAAAUCAAAAAUGUUUUUUCUUGUUUUCUUUUUGUUUUCCUAUGGUGAUUAGGAGUUAGCCUGUUGACAAUAUAAGCAGCUCAUGGCAACAGUCAAUGGUAGAAUGAUACUCUGGCUCUUUCCCUCUCUUAUUAGAGCUCUGAAUUCUUAUUAUUAAAUCUGUUGUAAAACCUAUGGUCUUCUCCAAAAAUACCAAUAAAAACAUGACACAACUCA